AUGAGAGGCUCCCGACCGCAGUUCCAGGCAAUCCCGCGACUAGCGCUCUACCUCCGUGGCCAACGGCCCCAGCCACCACCGAGACGGUGCUUGUCGGGAUCACUCGUCAAGAUGAGCUCGCGACGCGAAGACUCAAUCCCGCAUGAGCUGCGCACGGCGGCCGAGCCCCGACAAAACAGGCUGUACCCUGUGCAUCUGUCACAUGUGGAGGAGAUCAAUCUCUCCAUCCGACUCCUACACUUGGCCAUCCCUCAGGAAAAUAAUAAUGAAAACCAGCAAUCAUUCGCCUUCCUCCCAGGCCAAUGGCUAGAUGUACACAUCCCGUCCAUCUCCAACGCUGGUGGUUUCACCAUUACCUCGACCCCAGCAGACGCCCAGCCGCUACCAUCCCUUGAUUCUCUGCCAGAAUCCCUCGCCAGUGACAGAAUUGGUGCCCUUAGUGCUCCAACUCUACAGAGUCGGACGCCUUAUGUAGAAUUGGCCGUUCAAGACUCACCCUCCAACCCAGCUGCUGCAUGGCUAUGGAGACCAAAAGAGGAGAUUCUUGGACAGGAAAUCAAUAUCCGCGUUGGUGGAAGCUUCACCUGGCCACCAACUGGAGUUGACAUUCAUAAGAUCAAAAAUGUGGUCUUUAUCGCUGGAGGCGUUGGUAUCAACCCGCUCAUCUCGAUCCUGUCGCAUCUGAACAACCAGUCACAAAAUACUCAUGCUUUAAAUGUCCACUUCUUAUACUCGAGUCGACUAUCACCAGGAGAGGAUAAUAAGCCUCUAGAGACGAAACUGGAACAAGUUUUGUUCCUGCCGCGACUUCGGUCAAUACUUCGCUCCCAAAUGCAAUCGCAAAGGCUCCGCAUUUCUCUAGUGCUCUUCCUUACUAACCUCGAUACUUCCCUACUCGAUUCUGCUAGCCUACCAUCAGACCUGACUAUACAGCCACGAAGGAUUGGUGACGAUGACCUUCGCUCCUCAGUCAUCGGCAGAGAUGGUAAGAUGGACCCGCACGAGACGGUCUCAUAUAUCUGUGGACCGCCCAAUAUGACCGACGACUUCGCGGAGCGGUUGAAGACCGUCCUCGAUGAUCCCGAAGGACAGCGCAUCUUUUUUGAGAAAUGGUGGUGA
Messenger RNA from Penicillium argentinense, 1119 nucleotides. Its product is annotated as FAD-dependent oxidoreductase. The transcript has 3 exons. Bases 1 to 1119 code for a protein of 372 amino acids. The record is from RefSeq and is a predicted model, not a curated record. Lineage: Eukaryota; Fungi; Ascomycota; Eurotiomycetes; Eurotiales; Aspergillaceae. Gene Ontology annotation, cellular component: mitochondrion. Gene Ontology annotation, molecular function: oxidoreductase activity.